Trichomonas vaginalis G3 is the source of this 972-nucleotide messenger RNA. Its product is annotated as phosphatidylinositol-3,5-bisphosphate binding. Gene Ontology annotation, molecular function: phosphatidylinositol-3-phosphate binding; phosphatidylinositol-3,5-bisphosphate binding; protein binding. Gene Ontology annotation, biological process: nucleophagy; autophagy of mitochondrion; protein localization to phagophore assembly site. Gene Ontology annotation, cellular component: extrinsic component of membrane; cytosol; phagophore assembly site membrane. Bases 1 to 972 code for a protein of 323 amino acids. NCBI's taxonomy places the organism in Eukaryota, Parabasalia, Trichomonadida, Trichomonadidae. The record is from RefSeq and is a predicted model, not a curated record. The transcript has a single exon.
AUGUCAAAUGAGAGAGUGAUACCGCAAACAGUUAUGUUCCCUGAAGUAGAGCAAGUAGCAUACAGGAACAAGAGAUGUGUUAUAUUUUUCUCAACAAAAUCAUUAGAAAAAGAAUUAUUAAUCGAAUUUCCUUUUGAAAUCGUUUUCUUCACAUUACCACUCGGCGAUGAGCAUAUACUCGUAGUAGAUAAGGCAAGACCCAAUACAUUAAUACUUUAUAAUUAUAGAGAAAAAUGCGAAGUUACAUCAAUUGCAGUGGCCAGCGAUAUUUUAGAAUUUUAUUCAUCAAGAAAUUACGCUUGUGCAGUAUUUGAUGUUGGCGCUAUUGUAGUUUCAUCAAAUCCUUUAAUUUUAUUAUAUACAUUAAAAACUCCAUCAGUACCAGCAGCAAUUUCACUUGUAUCAACUCCUGAUGAUCCAAGUCACUGUAUCUUUUCUCAUGAAGAUGAUAUAUCUGAAGGAAAUAUCGUAAUUCAUCGAAUUCCAUCUUCUGCUCCUACAACUACCUUCAGAGUUGCAAAAUCUGGUAUCAGAUGUGCAUCUAUAUCAUACAACGGUAAAUAUAUUGCUACUACAUCCAUCAAAGGAACAAUUGUCAGAUUAUAUGAUAUAAAUGGUAAACUAAUUCAAGAAUCUCGACGCGGAUUCUUCAAUGCUAAGAUCGUACAUGUGUCCUUCUCCCCAGAUUCACGCUUCUUUAGCGUUACAAGUUCGCAUCAAACAGCUCAUAUUUUUAAAUGCGAAAAGAGUGAGAGCGAUGGCUAUUUCCUACCAAAGGCAGAGGUCCUUGUACCUCUUGAAGGCUCUAAAACCAUUCGCGCGCAUAUUCUCGAAGGAGGACACAGUUUGUGCCUUACAAACGAGAAAGGAGCUUGUCUGAUAUACUCUAUUGACGUCAAUACUGGCGAAAGUGGCCUCAAGAGUCAAAUUAUGCUUCCAACAAUAGCCAAAAUGUUUUGUCCCAGUAUUUAA